Molecule: messenger RNA, 1065 nt
Organism: Lobosporangium transversale
Lineage: Eukaryota; Fungi; Mortierellomycota; Mortierellomycetes; Mortierellales; Mortierellaceae
Product: cation efflux protein
Exons: 6
Coding region: 1-1065 (354 amino acids)
Biological process (GO): zinc ion transmembrane transport
Cellular component (GO): plasma membrane
Molecular function (GO): zinc ion transmembrane transporter activity
Source: RefSeq, a predicted model, not a curated record
AUGUCACCUCAAAGAUCCUUGACACCACCACCAAUUGCCUGCAAAGGUGUCUUGAUCACUAAUGAGUCUACAAAAAACAAGCGCAAGCUUAUCUUUGUUACGAUUCUCUGUCUCUGUUUCUUUACUGUGGAGAUGGUGGGUGGCUACUUUGCUAGAUCGCUUGCACUAAUGAGUGAUGCCUUCCACUUGUUGUCAGAUGUUGUUAGCUUUAUGAUCUCGUUGGUUGCCAUCUGGCUCUCGGAACAGCCUGCAACUAAACGCCACUCUUUUGGAUAUCAUCGUGCAGAGGUCCUUGCUGCACUGAUGUCUGUAUUUAUCAUCUGGAUCCUAACAGCCUUCCUGUUAAUGGAAGCUGUUGAGCGCAUCAGGAACCCAGAGACGAUUGAUGGCAAGACAAUGUGUCUGGUCGCCAGUAUUGGUGUAGCUAUCAACAUUAUCCAUGAACAUAACCAUGAGCACAACCACUCUCAUUCACACGACCAUGGCGAUAGUAAUGCUUCUAAGGCUGCUGCUGCGCAAAAGAAGGAGGUCAACAUCAAUGUGAAGGCCGCAACUCUGCAUGUUAUCGGCGAUUUGAUUUCAUCUGUUGGUGUACUGGUUGCGUCAAUUGUCAUCAUGGUCAAGCCCAGCUGGACGAUUGUUGACCCAAUCUGUACGGUGUUUUUCUCGAUCCUGGUGCUGUUCACAACUUAUCGUCUUGUUUGGGACAGUCUUGGUAUUUUGAUGGAGGGUACACCCACACAUAUUGACCCUGAAGAAAUUGAAAAGAGCCUUCUCGACAUUCCUGGUGUGACCCUUGUCCACGAUCUGCAUGUCUGGAACUUGACAGCUGGCAAAUUGGCGCCCAAGAGUCUGGUCACAAACCAGGGCCUGACGAUGGCAGACUAUGAUCGCAUCUUGACAGAGGCUCAGAAUCUGGUUUGUGGACGGUUCCAGAUUCAUCAUUCGACUAUCCAGCUCGAAACCUCCUCGAAUUCAAGCGAGCACUGCAGGCCUGACAUGUGCUCGAAUGAACCUUCAUCCUACGCUGCGGUCGCUGUAGGACGUGGCUAUAAUGCUGUUUAA